ACAGCCGCCACAGGGGGCAGUGUUUCAGAAAUGUUCCUUCUUUAUUCAAUCACUUCCGCAGUCAACGACCGUGACCGGAAGUCAACAUAGACCAGUUGGUAUACACUGAACUAAGAGAAUGGCGGACGAAGAGGAUGAGCCUGGCUUCGAUGAGGAGCUGGAUGACGGCAACCCCGGAGUGGACGUUGGCCACGGGAAGAGAAAGAGGCUUUUCUCGAAGGAGCUCCGGUGCAUGAUGUAUGGAUUCGGGGACGACCAGAACCCGUACACUGAGUCUGUGGAUAUUCUGGAGGACCUGGUGAUCGAGUUCAUCACGGAAAUGACCCACAAAGCCAUGUCGAUCGGACGCCAGGGCCGCGUCCAGGUGGAGGACAUCGUCUUUCUCAUUCGCAAAGACCCCAGGAAGUUCGCCAGAGUCAAGGACCUUCUGACCAUGAACGAGGAGCUGAAACGAGCCAGGAAAGCUUUCGAUGAAGCCAAUUAUGGCUCUUAAACUCAGCCAGGACCUGUUUUUGAAUUCCACAAUACAAUUUACUUAGACUUCUUUGCAUUCAAACAGUGCACUCUUGUUUUUAUAGAAAUGCGUUUACUUUAUUUUAUGUCUGAUGUGACAGUCGUGGUUUAUGGCACAGUGCUCAUACCUGCUGUCACUUUGAAACUGUUUAAAUAAAAAUCACAAUGUCUUUCAUCAA
Messenger RNA from Sphaeramia orbicularis (orbiculate cardinalfish), 692 nucleotides. RefSeq names its product TATA-box binding protein associated factor 13 (gene taf13). Gene Ontology annotation, molecular function: protein heterodimerization activity. The record is from RefSeq and is a predicted model, not a curated record. Gene Ontology annotation, cellular component: transcription factor TFIID complex. NCBI's taxonomy places the organism in Eukaryota, Metazoa, Chordata, Actinopteri, Kurtiformes, Apogonidae. Gene Ontology annotation, biological process: transcription by RNA polymerase II. The transcript has 2 exons. The coding region runs from base 119 to 493 and encodes 124 amino acids.